Molecule: messenger RNA, 993 nt
Organism: Plodia interpunctella (Indianmeal moth)
Lineage: Eukaryota; Metazoa; Arthropoda; Insecta; Lepidoptera; Pyralidae
Exons: 3
Coding region: 86-607 (173 amino acids)
Source: RefSeq, a predicted model, not a curated record
UGUUUUCCACGGCAAACGUCAAAUUAAUUUACUGCCCAUUGAUAACGCAAGGUACAAAGAUAAUGCGAUUUCACCACAGAUUAGUAUGAUAAAAGCGUUUGGCCGUGAUACGCGCAUGAAAUGUUAUUAUUGGAAGUCUGAAAUGUUCGUGUAUAUUUUUAGUGCUGCCGUGUUAUUGCCCUAUGUGGCCCCCGAAAGCUGUUACUUCAAGCAAUGCCUCGGCUGCCGUCCCGAGGACAUCUUCUCCCCCGGCACCCCCAUUGAAUGCCACCCCUCCAACUGGGCGACCCCCGAGUGGAUCUACAACCACGGCCAUCCACCCCCAUCCACCGCUUCCAGGGUGCCUAUUGAGUACAGAUGUCUGAAGUUUGUCGCGACACCCGAUGACAAAACAUUUGGCAACACAGUAGACAUCCUGAAGGGCUGUGUCCCUAAACAACAAGCUGAUUCAGUCUGCGUUGGUUUGGAAUCGGUUGAAAGGGCUCGCGGACACAGUGACGCGCGAUGCUACAUCUGCAACCGUAACAACUGCAACUCCGCGCGCCAUGUGCAUGUGACGAUCACUGUACCUCUCAUAUCAGUCACAUUGUACUACGUCUUCAGGUGAAAUUAGUAACUAUAUUACGCGAGCCACUUGCUUGUGACGCUCACUGCACAUUUAGUACAGUAAACACGCAAUCAUUGCAAAAUCGCACCCGCCACUUUAACCACCCCUAGUCAUGCGAAAAUCCUAGGUUUGCACAUGGUUACACCCGUCAUAUGAUUAAGUUAGGUAGGUACGUACAGAUACAUGGAUAUCUGGUAUGAAAGACAGCUCCUGAAAACCUUGAUCGCCGUUGGGUAAGUAUCCUCGACAUUCUCCGGCAAAUAAAUGGUAGGUAUUUUGUUAGUAACAAACUGUAUAUAGAUAGUAAUUUGCUUUCGAAUUAAAUUCAAUAUUAUAAUUUAUUCCCCACAAUGUGAAAUAAGGGUAGGUAGGCGGUUGGUUGAUGA